Messenger RNA from Nasonia vitripennis (jewel wasp), 782 nucleotides. RefSeq lists its product as uncharacterized. The transcript has 3 exons. The record is from RefSeq and is a predicted model, not a curated record. NCBI's taxonomy places the organism in Eukaryota, Metazoa, Arthropoda, Insecta, Hymenoptera, Pteromalidae. Bases 125 to 733 code for a protein of 202 amino acids.
UAAUGAAACGUUCUACCGAAAGCGAUUACGCGCUAUAACUUUUCUCGACGCGCGACUAUAUAUCACGUGUUCGCCUCCUUUAAAAGAUCCGUUCGACGACUCGCGCGCGCUUAUAACGUCGACGAUGUCUCCGGUUACGGACCGUUUGCUCCCUCUGCUGCUGCUUCUGAUCUCGACAGCGAGUUUCGACCUGACCUUCGCUCAGCAACAGCUCAACUCCAACCCGACACUAUGCAAUCAACCUCUGCCACCUUCUCUGAACAACCUGUUUAGAGACAACGGCGUAAACGACCUGGCAUGGCGACAAGCUAUCGGCCCAUACGGCCGCUUUGGAUUGGGUUGGAAAAUGCCUGAUCCAUGGAGUCGCGUGCCGCAAGAAUACCCCGUUCCUGACCCAUCGACUGGCAUGUUCGAUCCCUCAUGGAGAGGCAGUUGUGGCCAAAGUCCCUGGAUACAACCUCCUCCGCCGAUAAUUCCACCAAUCAAGCCACCGAACUGGCCGUACUACCCCUGGAACUCGCCAGUGUGUCAGCAGACUCCCGCGAGAAUCGAUCAGCAACAGGAGCUUGACGCAGACGAUGACGACGAUGACGCCGACGAGGAGGACGUGAAUAUCAACUCCAAUACCAACACCAACAGUAACGUGAAAGAUCCCAGAUUCCUGCAAGCAGUCCUGAGGAAUUUGAAGGGAACAGUCGACGAGGACGGCGAGCCGGUAUUUUCCAACCAAUAAUGUACGCGUCGUCGAUCGCGGUAAUAAAGGUCUGAAAUUGUAAAAUCAA